Dictyostelium purpureum is the source of this 2379-nucleotide messenger RNA. Its product is annotated as cell division cycle protein 48. Gene Ontology annotation, biological process: autophagosome maturation; retrograde protein transport, ER to cytosol; mitotic spindle disassembly. Gene Ontology annotation, cellular component: VCP-NPL4-UFD1 AAA ATPase complex; nucleus; cytosol. The transcript has 2 exons. Bases 1 to 2379 code for a protein of 792 amino acids. NCBI's taxonomy places the organism in Eukaryota, Evosea, Eumycetozoa, Dictyosteliales, Dictyosteliaceae. Gene Ontology annotation, molecular function: ATP binding; polyubiquitin modification-dependent protein binding; ATP hydrolysis activity. The record is from RefSeq and is a predicted model, not a curated record.
AUGGCUACAAUUGAAGAUACUUCAAAAGAUAACAAUAAUCCAAUUUUAGAACGUAAAAAAGCUCCAAAUAGAUUAUUUGUUGAAGAAGCUAUAAAUGAUGAUAAUUCAGUUGUUACAUUAAAUCCAGAUACUAUGGACCAAUUACAAUUUUUCAGAGGUGAUACACUUUUGAUCAAAGGUAAAAAGAGAAGAGAUACAGUUUGUAUUGUACUCAGUGAUCCAACAAUUGACCCAUCAAAAAUUCGUAUGAAUAAAGUAGUUAGAAAUAAUCUUCGUGUUAGAUUAGGUGAUAUGAUUUCAGUUCACCAAAUUCCAGAUGUUAAAUAUGGUAAACGUAUUCAUGUAUUACCAAUUGAUGAUACCAUUGAAGGUCUCAGUGGCAAUCUUUUCGAUCUCUUUUUAAAACCAUACUUUUUAGAAGCUUAUCGUCCAGUUCGUAAAGGUGAUCUCUUUUUAGUUCGUGGUGGUAUGAGAGCCGUAGAAUUCAAAGUGGUAGAAACUGACCCAGCCGAAUAUUGUAUUGUUGCACCAGAAACUUUUAUACAUUGUGAAGGUGAACCAGUUAAAAGAGAAGACGAAGAUCGUCUUGAUGAAGUUGGUUAUGAUGAUAUUGGUGGUGUCCGUAAACAAUUAGGUCAAAUUAGAGAAUUAGUAGAACUUCCAUUACGUCAUCCACAAUUAUUCAAAAAUAUUGGUGUUAAACCACCAAAAGGUAUUCUCUUAUAUGGUCCACCAGGUUGUGGUAAAACUAUGAUUGCUCGUGCUGUUGCCAAUGAAACUGGUGCUUUCUUCUUUUUAAUUAAUGGUCCAGAAAUUAUGUCAAAAUUAGCUGGUGAAUCAGAAUCAAAUCUUAGAAAAGCUUUUGAAGAGGCUGAAAAGAAUGCUCCAUCAAUUAUUUUCAUUGAUGAAAUCGAUUCAAUUGCACCAAAGAGAGAAAAAACCCAAGGUGAAGUUGAACGUCGUAUUGUUUCACAAUUACUUACUCUUAUGGAUGGUCUUAAAUCAAGAGCUCACGUUAUUGUUAUGGGUGCCACCAAUCGUCCAAAUUCAAUCGAUCCAGCCCUUCGUCGUUUCGGUCGUUUCGAUCGUGAAAUCGAUAUUACCAUUCCAGAUGCCACUGGUCGUCUCGAAAUUCUCCGUAUUCACACUAAAAAUAUGAAACUCGACGAAACUGUUGAUCUCGAAGCCGUCUCAAAUGAAACUCAUGGUUACGUUGGUGCCGAUCUUGCUGCUCUCUGCACUGAAUCAGCUCUUCAAUGUAUUCGUGAAAAGAUGGAUGUUAUCGAUUUAGAAGACGAUACCAUUUCAGCUGAAAUUCUUGAAUCAAUGUCAGUCACUCAAGAUCACUUUAGAACUGCCCUUACCCUUAGCAACCCAUCAGCUCUUCGUGAAACUGUUGUUGAAGUUCCAACUACCACUUGGGAAGAUAUUGGUGGUCUCGAAGGUGUCAAGAGAGAACUCAGAGAAACUGUUCAAUAUCCAGUUGAACAUCCAGAAAAAUUCCGUAAAUUUGGUAUGCAACCAUCAAAGGGUGUUCUUUUCUAUGGUCCACCAGGUUGUGGUAAAACUUUAUUAGCCAAAGCUAUUGCCAAUGAAUGUCAAGCUAACUUUAUCUCAAUUAAAGGUCCAGAACUUUUAACUAUGUGGUUUGGUGAAUCUGAAGCCAAUGUUCGUGAACUCUUUGAUAAAGCCCGUCAAGCUGCUCCAUGUGUUUUAUUCUUUGAUGAAUUAGAUUCAAUUGCUCGUUCAAGAGGUUCAUCACAAGGUGAUGCCGGUGGUGCUGGUGAUCGUGUUAUCAAUCAAAUUCUUACUGAAAUGGAUGGUAUGAAUGCUAAAAAGAAUGUUUUCAUUAUUGGUGCUACCAAUCGUCCAGAUAUUAUUGAUCCAGCUAUUUUACGUCCAGGUCGUCUUGAUCAACUUAUUUAUAUUCCAUUACCAGAUUUACCAUCACGUAUGGCCAUUCUUAAAGCUUGUCUCAAGAAAUCACCAGUCGCUAAAGAUGUUGAUUUAGACUUUUUAGCUCAAAAGACUCAAGGUUUCUCAGGUGCUGAUUUAACUGAAAUUUGUCAACGUGCUUGUAAAUUAGCUAUUCGUGAAUCAAUUGAAAAAGAUAUUCAAACCACCAGAGCCCGUCAAGAAAGUGGUGAUACUACAAUGGAUGAAGAUACCUCUGAUCCAGUCCCAGAAAUCACUCGUGAUCACUUUGAAGAAGCUAUGAAAUCUGCUCGUAGAUCUGUCUCUGACAAUGAUAUUAGAAAAUAUGAAAUGUUUGCUCAAACCUUAGUUCAAUCACGUGGUCUUGGUAACAACUUUAAAUUCCCAGAUCAAGAAGGUGAACAAUUCAACCAAGAUGAUGGUGAUGAUUUAUUCAGAAAUUAA